AUGGCCUCUUUCCAGGAUCGUGCUCAGCACGCCAUUGCCCAGCUCGACAAGGAGCUCUCCAAGUACCCUGUCCUUAACAACCUGGAGCGUCAGACCUCCGUUCCUAAGGUCUACGUGAUCCUGGGUCUGGUCGGUAUCUACUUCUUCCUCGUUUUCUUCAACAUCGCUGGGGAAUUCCUCGUCAACUUCGCCGGUUUCCUUAUCCCUGGUUACUACUCUCUCAACGCUCUCUUCACUACUGGAAAGGCCGAUGAUACGCAGUGGUUGACGUACUGGGUUGUCUAUGCCUUCUUCACCGUGAUUGAGAGCGCUAUCAGCGCCCCCUACUGGUUCCCCUUCUACUACAUUUUCAAGUUCGCCCUUGUCCUCUGGAUGUCUCUUCCCCAGACCAACGGUGCCCAAGUUGUCUUCCACUCCUUCAUCCAGCCCGUGCUGGGCCGCUUCUUCGUUGGCGGUUCCACCUCCGCCAACCUCCGCGCUCAGGCCGAGGCUGCUGCCAAGGACCAGUAA
Aspergillus ibericus CBS 121593 is the source of this 510-nucleotide messenger RNA. RefSeq names its product putative membrane biogenesis protein (Yop1) (gene yop1). The coding region runs from base 1 to 510 and encodes 169 amino acids. Lineage: Eukaryota; Fungi; Ascomycota; Eurotiomycetes; Eurotiales; Aspergillaceae. The transcript is spliced from 6 exons. The record is from RefSeq and is a predicted model, not a curated record.